AAUUGUUCAAUUUGAAUUUGAAAUUACAAUAAAGGCUUGUUUAAUUUUCGGCACAGAAUUAUUCGCAUCCCUUCCCCGAAAGGCGACCAUCUAUCUCUCAUUUCUUGAUCUCUGACUCUGUUCUCUCUCAUGGCGGAGAUUGAGCUGAAAACAGCACCUGCUGAUUUUCGUUUUCCUACAACCAAUCAAACCAGACAUUGUUUCACUCGCUAUGUUGAAUUCCAUAGGUGUGUAGCAGCAAAGGGUGAAGUUACAAAUGAUUGUGAGAGAUUUGCUAAAUAUUAUCGUUCCCUUUGCCCUGGUGAAUGGAUUGAAAAGUGGAAUGAACAGAGGGAAAGUGGAACUUUUCCAGGACCCCUGUGAGGUGUUAUUGGAUCCUAGGAUACCCUCGUGAGUCUCCGUGAAUGACUUCUGGUUCCUAACCAGCAAAAUGUAGACCUCCUCAUCCUCCAUUCACUUCGAGGAUGGACAACUUGAAGCUCAAAAUUAUAGUCUACAGCGAGCGUUGGUGACUUCCUCUUCAUUGCAUAGAUUUUGAUUGUGAUGGCGGCAACUUCCUCUUCCUUAUAGGGCGACCUAUAACUUCAUCUAUAUACAGGGGACCAGGGCAGGAUGGAUAAGAUUGAAGCACAAAUGGCCAUAAUGAGUAAGGGUGGAGAUCGGGAGUUUAUGUUACCGAUGGGUUUCAAGGAACAUGAGAAAAUAGAUGAGGGUAAAUUGGUUAAGAAAUUUGGCCCCCAAUCCAAAAAGUCCCAAUUUGAUGGGGAAAAAUGUACGGGGAGAAGAGGAAAGAUUUUCACUUUCUUUCUCUUCAAAAUUUCUUAACCAAAUAAGGAGAGGAGAACAUUUUCUCUCUCCUUCAAAACUUUUCAACCAAAUACAUAUUUAGUAUUGUUUUUUUUUCCUUGAGACUUUUUUUUUCCCCUUUCUAACCUGAGACCUUUUUAAGUUUUAAUAUUAUUUUACCCAUACAAUUUAUUGCUAGAAUAAUCUUCAUUUUUUUGUGGCCAAGCCCACCUCCCAAAAAAAAAAAAAAGAUUCGAGGGUUCAUGUGAUUGUAUGGAUUUUGCAGCGAUAGCUCUACUUGUGUAUUUGUAUUUGAACAAUCAUAAAAUUAUGGUUAUGCCACUGAGAA
Prosopis cineraria is the source of this 1135-nucleotide messenger RNA. Its product is annotated as cytochrome c oxidase subunit 6b-2. Lineage: Eukaryota; Viridiplantae; Streptophyta; Magnoliopsida; Fabales; Fabaceae. Gene Ontology annotation, cellular component: respiratory chain complex IV; mitochondrion. The transcript has 5 exons. The record is from RefSeq and is a predicted model, not a curated record. The coding region runs from base 130 to 363 and encodes 77 amino acids.